AAGAAUAUUCCAAACUUUCAACUGUAAAUCCCCAACUCCAGAUUUCCGGUAAAUUAUUUCUAUCUUCGUCCCCAUUCUUCCACCAAUCAAUCAAAAGCUGCCAACGACUGUAAUUCAACCUCGUUUCGGACCUCAUUUCCCGUCGGGAUUCAAUUCGACAUCGGCACAAUCCAAACAAUUGUUCAGACGAAGGAAGAAAAAGUCAAAAUCGAAAUGGAGGAAACAUCAAUUCCGUUGCCGUUCGGCGAUUUCCCCGACGACGUGCAGCUCUGCGUGCUGUCCUUCCUCCUCCCCGCCGACCUCGCCGCCUUCUCCUGCACCUGCAAGCGCUUCGUCUCACUCUACCGCCACGACCAGCGCCUCUGGUUCUCCAUGUGCCACCGCCGAUGGGGUUCCAAAACCCUAAUUAAUAGAUGGGGCAGCGGCAAAAUCUCCUACAAAAUCCUCUACCGCAUCCUCCACGAGUACGACAACCUCAUCGGAUUCUGGCGCCGCUGCGGCGACGCCGCCGCCACCGCCGCCUCGUCAUCCUCCCCGCUCGUGUUCUUCGAGUGGGCCCCGUUCUACAUCACCUGCUCGAGGAUUACCCCGUCUAAAGACGGUGGCUACGAGGUCAUCAAGAAGCCAUUUUUAUGGAUGAGCGUUGCUUCGAACGGAGAGCCGGUGAAUUACCUCGAUCCGGAUGGGAAAUUUGCGUUGACGGAAGAGGAUUUGAUGGGGGAAUCUGGUCUUGCUGAGAAUGAAUUGAUUCAGGUAAAUGUUAGUUUCAUAGGUGAAUGCCAUGCUGUGGUGGAGGAAAAUUUAGGGUUUUCUGGAUUUGGGAAGGAUUCGAGCUCGGGGAAUUUGAGAGGUGAGGAUUAUGAGAACGUGUACGGAUCUCCGCCCGACAAAUUGAUGACGGAGAUUUAUCAGUACUUUGCGAAUAGGACAAGUCCUUCUGGUAAUGGAUCAAGGAGGCAGAAAAGAAAGGGGAAGGAUAAGCAGGGGAGAAUAAGGAAAUGGGAGCCUGAGCAUUUCGUCAAAAUCGUAAAUUGCUCGCCCAAACCCGCCCGCCCAUUGCAGGGCCUUUGGAAGGGUAUUUGUGAGAACAUGAGUUUGGACUUCUAUCUAGUGUCCUACGACGAUGUGGGAGGUAUUGCUUGCCGUAAAGUUGGAGACUCGAACAGAGCUCUAACUUACCACGCCCCGAUAUUCUGGACAUCAAAUUUGACGUUUAUCGAAUCUCCAUUUUCUCCCGAAGAGGAUCACAUAUACAAUUGCCGCUUGCAUCUCAGGCCACCUGUCGAAGCAGAUCAAAGCCUGCUUUUAUCGUCAGACAGUCGAGAUAUUUCUGUUUCCCACAUGCUUUACAUCAACUCGAGCUACGACUUAGUUAUUCCAGACUUAGUGGGGACCAUUGCGAAUCCUCGGCAGAUGGAGGGAAGAAUUUGGCAGUAUGAAAACGGGACGUUCGGUUUUGGGUUUUUACGAGACAGUUAUAUUAUAGACCUCAAGCAUAUUGCAGUAGAUGGUCAUCUUCUUGAUACAGUAUAACCAUGCAAUUCUUGAUUGUGUACCUUUUUUUACAAGACAUUAGUGUAGAUUUCCUUGCUUAGGAAUUCUAUUUGUACAUUAGAAUAUUUCUGAAAUUUUUUGUAGGUGUUUGCUAUUUGUGGUACUGUGUAACAGUAUUUAUUGAGAAAUAAAACAUUUAAUUGUUUUUAA
Messenger RNA from Erythranthe guttata (spotted monkey flower), 1704 nucleotides. Its product is annotated as F-box family protein. Gene Ontology annotation, biological process: gibberellic acid mediated signaling pathway; SCF-dependent proteasomal ubiquitin-dependent protein catabolic process. Gene Ontology annotation, molecular function: protein binding. The record is from RefSeq and is a predicted model, not a curated record. NCBI's taxonomy places the organism in Eukaryota, Viridiplantae, Streptophyta, Magnoliopsida, Lamiales, Phrymaceae. Gene Ontology annotation, cellular component: cytoplasm; SCF ubiquitin ligase complex.